Molecule: messenger RNA, 357 nt
Organism: Nicotiana tabacum (common tobacco)
Lineage: Eukaryota; Viridiplantae; Streptophyta; Magnoliopsida; Solanales; Solanaceae
Source: RefSeq, a predicted model, not a curated record
AUGACUGAUAUUGCUUUUGAAGUACAUGUAUUAUGUCAAUACAUGCACUCUCCUAAAGUAUCUCAUAUUGAAGCAACUUUAAGGGUACUGAGGUAUAUCAAACAAGCUCUUGGUCUGGGAUUGAUCAUACCUACUGGAGAUACUGAGCAACUCACUACAUACUGUGACUCUGACCGGGGAACACGUGUAGAAACAAGAAGAUCAGUCACUGGGUACCUAGUUAAGUUUGGGAAGACUUUGGUAUCAUGGAAGUCCAAGAAGAAGAACACUGUCUCAAGAAGUUCUGCAGAAUAUGAGUUUAGAAGCAUGACUGCUUGUGCAGUAGAAAUCACAAGGCUAGUAGGCUUGUUUAUUUGA